CGGGCUUGCUUCUUCUUCGAACUUCCUGGCUUAAACCACUUGGUGGGGGCUAUUUUACUCCUGCCAUAGUUGCCUGUCUCCCUCUCUCCAGUGAUGUCGGCGAUCGUCUCGCGUACCUGAAAAGUCCAUACUUAUCUCCUACCCCUUCCUAAACAACAGGACUCCUUUCUCAUAUCCUCCACCUCCGAGAGCAUCGCGUACUUUGAUACACGGUCUUACUUUCACCUCAUAUACGCCUUUAUCGGGCUGCGCAAAAGCAAAUAUCGAAAAAAAUGGCCCAAGCUGCUGCCGGGGCUGCCGCCUCGAACAAUGGUGCCGAUAACACAAAUGCGCCCGCGAUAAACACGGGAGACAACGCGUCGGGGCUUUUUCAAACUCUGCAAGGUCACGUCGACAGCAUUCGGUCCCUCAUACAAUGCGGCGUUUGCAUCCGGCCGCUCUACGAACCCUAUACUUUGGCUUGCGGGCAUACAUUUUGCUACAGUUGCUUAACCUCAUGGUUUGUUGGUGGACGACACAACAAAACAUGCCCUGACUGUCGGGCUCCAGUGAAGGCGCAGCCUGCACCUGCUUACUUGGUUAGAGCCGUGGUUCAAAUGUUCACGAGCCAGCCCGAACUACUCGACAAGGGCGAGACCACAGACGAGCACCAGCGCCAUCACAAUGAGGAAGCAGAGCGGUUGGAAAAGGACAGACAGAAUGCAGACCCUAAGGAAGGGGGUCUGUUUCGAGGAACUUUCAACAAGCCGAAAAUUAGUCAGCCCAUCAUGGAUGACGAUGAUAACAUAUUACGUUGUCCGCACUGUGCAUGGGAGUUGGAGGAAGGUGAAUGUAUACACUGCGGUUACGAACGAGAUCGCGACUCGAUAACGAGCACAUAUUAUAGCGACAUGGAAGGGUCCGAAGAAAUGACCGACUACAUGGACGAUGACAUCGAGGACGGAUUCGGAGAUUAUGAUGAAGAUUAUGACUUCGAUGAGAUAUACACAACCCUUCAAGCUUUGCCGCCAGAUCUUCACGAAGCAUUGUAUCGGCAACACCCCGGAUAUUGGCCCCGCGAUUGGCCUGCAGGCCCUUCUUCGGGAAUCGAAGACAGUGAAAUGGACGAUGAAGAUGACGAUGCCGAUAUGGAUUCAUUCAUUGAUGACGAAUUAGAACAUGAGCAUGGCGACUAUUCUGAAUCUGACCGGUCUACAGUUGUCGGGCAUCAUGAGUUUUCAAUAACACGAUCCGAGGUUCUUGAUAGCGGUACGCCUGACGAGAUGCUGGAUGGCAGCGAAGACGGUAGCAGCGAAGACGAGGAUUCAGAAGGUUCAGAAGACUCGGAAAACUCGGAAGACGACGACGACGACGACGAGCCUAUUAGACCUGCUAUCAGCAGUAGCCGGCGGAAUCGAGUGCCAGCAUAUCGCGUACUUUCGGAUUCUCCUGCUCCCGAGCCAGAGCAGCCCACCAGAGCUUCUCGAUCGGCUGAUGCGGCGCCUAGAACAACAUCGGGCGCCUCUCGCCGUACUCAGAAUCCGCCUGCCAACUCCGAGGCGAAUGCAAUAUACAUCGCCUCUUCCUCAGAAGACGAAGGCCCUGUGAGACCUACGAGGAGGACUAGAAGAGAACGAGGAAACUGCUAGCCCGAGUCUCAUGGCAUAGGCGUUGAUCGUCUCGCUAAACUGACGUUCAAUCCCAAG
This is a messenger RNA of Aspergillus japonicus CBS 114.51, 1685 nucleotides long. RefSeq lists its product as uncharacterized. Gene Ontology annotation, biological process: proteasome-mediated ubiquitin-dependent protein catabolic process. NCBI's taxonomy places the organism in Eukaryota, Fungi, Ascomycota, Eurotiomycetes, Eurotiales, Aspergillaceae. The transcript has 4 exons. Gene Ontology annotation, molecular function: ubiquitin protein ligase activity; metal ion binding. The record is from RefSeq and is a predicted model, not a curated record. Bases 273 to 1628 code for a protein of 451 amino acids. Gene Ontology annotation, cellular component: nucleus.